CAUUUGUGGCCUGUGUGCGCGCGUGUGUGUGUGAUUGUGCGUGUGCGCGUUCUAGAGCUGUGCUGCCUGAAAUUGAUUCCGCUGCUGGCGUUCCCUCCCCUGUGUGUGUGUGUUUGUGUUUGUGUGGCUGUGCAUACAUUGUCCGUGGGUCCGAAUUUCGCGUGGGUGCUUGAGCAAAACAGCAGCAGCAGCAGCAGAAGCAGCAGUAGGGAAGCAAAAAAGCGAACGCGCCCGUAGUUUGCCAUCCGGAAGUGUGCGAAAGUCGGUGCGAAACCCGUCCCGUCCCGCAGUCCCGUCCCGUACGACUCGCGGCGUGUGCCAUUGCCCCGUUCGCUCCACCCGCGACCAAAAUCUGCGUUCCCCCGUGCGUGUGCGUGUGUGGGUCUGUGUCUGUGCGUGUUUUGUGACCGUGAAAGUGCAGCUGCUGGUGCUGCUGGGUUCGCGUAGUGAAAAGUGGCCCCCCAGGCCCGUGCCAGUGAUGCUGCUUGGUGUGAAAACCUGCUGCCACUAGCGAAUUGAAGCCAAACCCCUCGCUCGCUAGUUCCGGAAGCGCUCUGUGUGUAUCCGUAGCAGGCGCUGUUGUGGAGGGGCCUGCGAUAGUGUGUGAAGAAGCCGCAACAGAAAAAAAGAACGCAACGCGCUUGUGAGAAAGCAACGCAACACCAACACUAGCGGAAGAAGAAGAAGAAGAAGUAGGAAGAAGCACACGAUUACUAUUUCACAAUGGACACCGACGAUGUGGAAUCCUCGAGCAGUAGCACGAUGUCGAGCCUGAACAGUCUGUUUUCCUUCACCAGCCCGGCGGUGAAGAAGCUGCUCGGCUGGAAGCAGGGCGACGAGGAGGAAAAAUGGGCCGAAAAGGCGGUGGACAGUCUGGUGAAGAAGCUGAAGAAGCGAAAGGGCGCCAUCGAGGAGCUGGAGCGUGCCCUCUCCUGCCCGGGACAGCCAUCCAAGUGCGUCACCAUACCGCGAUCGCUCGAUGGACGGCUGCAGGUAUCGCACCGCAAGGGGCUGCCGCACGUCAUCUAUUGUCGCGUUUGGCGCUGGCCGGACCUGCAGAGCCACCACGAGCUGAAGCCGAUCGAAACGUGCCAGUAUCCGUUCAGCGCGAAGCAGAAGGAGGUGUGCAUCAACCCGUACCACUACAAGCGCGUUGAGAGCCCGGUGCUGCCGCCGGUGCUGGUGCCCCGCCACUCGGAGUUUGCGCCGGGCCACUCGCUGCUGCCCUUCCACCAGAUGAACGAGCCGAACAUGCCGCACAACGUGAACUACUCGAACACGGGCUUCAACAACUCGCACAUGGGCGGCGGAGGUGGUGGUGGUGGUGGAGGGGGUGGCGGGGGUGGAGGAGGCGGUGGAAAUGGUGGCAAUGGUGGUAAUGGUGGGGGCGGAGCAGGCGGUGGACCGAACUCGCCCAUUUCCUCGCACAUGGGACCGAACAGCCCGAUGUCGUCGGUGUCGAGCCCGGGGCCGAUCAGCUCGAACCCGCAGAGCCCGUACGGGGCGCUGCCGGAGACGCCCCCGCCCGCCUACAGCCCGCCGGAGGAGGGCAACACGGUGAGCGGCGGCCAGGACGGCAACCAGAUGGACACGAACCAGAUGCACGGCGAGGUGGCACCGGUCAGCUACCAGGAGCCACCGUACUGGGCGAGCAUAGCGUACUACGAGCUGAACUGUCGCGUCGGCGAGGUGUUUCACUGCACCAACACGUCGAUCAUCGUCGACGGGUUCACGAACCCGUCGAACAACUCGGACCGCUUCUGCCUCGGCCAGCUGAGCAACGUGAACCGGAACAGCACGAUCGAGAACACCCGGCGCCACAUCGGCAAGGGGGUGCACCUGUACUACGUCGGGGGCGAGGUGUACGCGGAGUGUCUGUCCGACUCGGCGAUCUUCGUGCAGAGCCGGAACUGCAACCAUCACCACGGGUUCCAUCCGAGCACGGUGUGCAAAAUACCGCCCGGCUGCUCGCUCAAGAUCUUCAACAACCAGGAGUUCGCCCAGCUGCUGUCGCAGUCGGUCAACCACGGCUUCGAGGCGGUGUACGAGCUGACCAAGAUGUGCACGAUACGUAUGAGCUUCGUGAAGGGGUGGGGCGCCGAGUACCACCGGCAGGACGUGACGUCGACGCCGUGCUGGAUCGAGAUCCAUCUGCACGGGCCGCUGCAGUGGCUGGACAAGGUGCUGAUGCAGAUGGGUUCGCCGCACAACGCGAUCAGCUCGGUGUCGUAAGGGGGUGAUGGGUGGGUGUGUGUGUGUGGUACGCGCGUCUUCAGAUUAGACAUUUAGCAGUAAAGGCGGACAGUUUGGUGUAAAAGAAUGUAGACUAAUAUUGCUGGGCCGAGCGGAAGGGAUACGUGUUUGCUAGUAUCAGCCUAGUGACUAAACAUAGCAUCAUACUUAUCGUUUAAGACUAAAGGUGAAGUAAACUGGACGAUGCCAUUACAGAACGGAAACGGGAAGAUUUCAACCAUCCUGAGCCAGAGCAAUCUAUUAAUUACGAAACAAAAAGCGAAACCUCAUGCACGAGAAAAGGGCGAAAAAAUAGUACAUUUGAAGAUUUAGUCUUUAUUUUAGUGCAUUACGGGUUCGGCAUCCAAACACGCAGCACAGAAUGCUCCAGUUCGUACGUGCGCAAGAGUGUUUUCGAUGCAAGAAACGGAACGAAUGUAAUGUACGCAAGCCAGCUAGCAGUUUAAGGGGGUUUUGUCGAUAAGUGUCUUUAUACGUUUUAAUUGUUUUUUUUUUAAUUCGCCCGACCUUUUAAGCAGAUGACAGAUUUAGCGGUGUAAGAAUGCUGUUUAGUUUCUUCGUACCUUGGUAAGAAUAUCCGUGUGCGCCGGUAUGGAAAGCGAGCAUAAGAAGAUAGUUGUAUUCGUUUAAAUUUUAGCACGAUGGCGCAGCGUUGGACCGACAAAACCGAUGAUCCGGCAUCGCUUUACAGUAUGAUUAGGGGUUUGUUUUUAAAUACUGCUGCAUAAUGCGCCAAUUGAUGCACUUUUUUUUGUUAUUGUGAAGAAAAGGCUGCAGUACCUGUGUGUGGGGCUACUAUUUGUCCCGCGAAGAACGAAUCAGCAACCAAACACGUGCAAAGGGUUUCAAAAUAAUGUAGGUUGUUUGGCCUAAUUUUGGAGCAGUUAGUACAGCCACACAUUGCUCUCCAGUUAACUGUGCCCCUGUGCGUUGACGGCAACCAGCAGCAGCACAUGGCGGUUGUGCAAACAAAAAAAGGUCCUAGCAGAGCGAGUGCAAUUUAUAUGUUCCCCCGAAAGAGUCAGGCCUAGUAGAUCACAAUCAAACGGGAUGGAUACGAUUUUUGAACGUGAUAAGAUUAUUCUGAUGCCAUCAAACAAACGUGCAACUAUGAGAAGUAUAUAGAGUUAAGACAAAAGAAAAAGCAAGAUGCAAUUUAUUGUUUACAGAGAGUGGCGGUGUUAUGAAAACUGCUUCCACACGCGCGUGCACCCGUUUGGAGUUACGAUUUUCGUGAACUGUAAGUGUGGUGCAACAAAUUCUGCUCUAACAGUGUGUGUAUGUGCGUUUUUAUGUUACAAUAUAUCUUUUUUUAUGUUUGUAGCAAAGUUUCAUUCAGUUGCUAGUAAAAUUAACUUGUUUCAUAGAGUUCGGUUUAAUAUAAAAGUUCUUAUAAGAUUUCUAAGAGAGCGAUAGAGAGAGAAAGAGGUUCGCAGAGAUGUAUGCUUUUUUUAUAAUGACGUUAUUCUUUAUUAUUGCUUGUGCUUCCCGCUGUGCUCGACAACCAGAUUUAAUCUUGCGUGCGAGUGCAACCAAAAACCUUACAUGCCAACACUAAGCUUAGCGUGCACGCAGUUGAUAGUGCACGAGGGACGAUUCAACCCUUCAGAUUCAAUCUUUCUCCUACACUGUUUCAGUAUUUCAGCACCCCGAAACGAAACAUACACUCUCCGUACCUUGCUUUUUACUUGGUGGUUGAAGUGCUAAAAGAAAAGCUUUCACAAAUAUUGGCUCCCAAACGUUCUUCCCAUCCUUUGCCUAUGUGCCCACAACGCUAAUGAUGCGUAAAAAACGUUUCCUUUGUGCAAUGCUUUCGUUAGUAGAAAGUAAGUAAGAUAAAACUGAAUUGAUUGCCUUAUAUUACAAAACAAAAAAAAAAAUAACAACAACAGUGUCGACGUUGUAGUGCCUCAAGCAGCUUGUAACAGACUAAUAGAUGUUUUGCAAAUGUUAUAUUUUGACAAAGAAAGGAGAUGUAAUUCUCUCUGCCUUGAACACAAUUGUGCCACCGCGAGUGCGAAAACAACGGAACGGAAACGGUUCGGCCUUGAUUGGAUGAAACGAAAAACGAAAAGGACGACAAACGCUUUUAGACAGUGGACAGGAACGUGUUUGGCCUUUUGCAUAAAUGCCUUUGUUUUUGUUUUUAACUAGACGUUUAAGUGAAUGUGCAAGCCGAUAAAGCAUGCAAUACAGAAAUGCGCCUUAUUUUUCACGAUACACAAUAACAACAGCCUUUUCAAAGACAGGAUUCACGCAGGAUGGAGAUACUUUGACGCGUAAAGUUGGUCCGUACUUUGCUGUGGAUGAAUUUAUUUUUUCAUAAGCUCCAAAAUGCUUAACAGAUGAGGACGACGAGAUUAGCAAAAAAAAAAAAGAAACACAUUUAAAGAGUUCACCAAGGCCAUAUUACAGGCAACUGGGAAAUACGACCGGACUAGCAAACUAUUAAGUGUCGUGUUCGAUUAUGUAUUUUUAGCAAAUUGAUUCUCCUCAUCCGUGUGCCUGUGUGUGUGUGUGUGCGUGUGCCUGUGUGUGCGUGCUUCGUGCCUUGAAUUACGUUUGCGACUCUGUGUGCGUGUGUGUGCGUGUGUAUAUGCGUGUUCGUGUUUGCGUCUGUAUAGUGUGAAUUAUUUUGAAAUACAGUUACUUUUUAGACGGUAUACUUAAACUCUACCAUAAAAGCGAAACAAUCAACUGUGUACUACACAGAUCUUAAACGAUUUGGAGAUAAAAACAAAAGAAGUGCGAAGUAGCAAAAGAACUAAGUGUACGAAACAAAAACAAAACAAAAAGUAGAACAAAAUGGAAAAUAACAGUUACAUGUACAUAUUAGAGACCAGCGCAAUGAUUGAAUAGCUUGAAAUGCGUACAAAAUGAAACUGGUCCCCCAUACUUGUAUUAAAAAUGAUAAAUAUGAUAGACAAAACGUAAAGAAGAAGAUUAAACAAAAUCUACUCAAACAAAAAAAAAAAAAAAAACAUGCAAGCAGCAACAAAAGCCACAUGUUGAACCUAUAUCUUGCUCACUUAGAUUAAAGUAUGUCCCGGUAUGGCUCGAAAGCAAUUUAAAAAAGAAAAGGUGAAAAGGAGAGUUCAAAGAAGAAGAAAAAAACAAAUGCAAACAAAUCAUGUUUUAUCACCUAAGUGUAGCUACACAUUUACCGAAGCAAGAACGUAAAAAAAGAAAACAAGAAACAAUACAUACAACUGCGAAAAACAUGCAGCAAAACAGCAACAAUUGCAAACAAAAGCAAGAAAGAGAAAAAAACAGAUGCAUAUAACAAAUCACGCAUGCUAUCUUAAACAUACGGACAGAAUAAAACUUCAACAUUGCCGUUAGAUUAAAGCAAAAUGCUAACAUUGAUAAAACAAAAACACAAACAAUCAAGCCUCGGUAGCAAAUUGUGCAAAAGCGAAACAUUAUCAGAUUAUCAUCAAACACUCCGCCGACAAGCGUAACUCGCGAAGCAAGAAGAAAAGGUAAAGUACGAAUGAGCCAUUCGCAGCAGGAAAGACCGUUUAGUGAUAAAAGUUCUGCUUAUAGUGCACAACCAUUUUCAACGAUUGAUUCAGAAACUAUGAUAAUGUGUGUGUUUUGGUGUUUGUAAAAGAUGUAAGAACAAACCUGAAACAAAAAAAAAAAACAAAAAAACAAAAUAAAAAAGCAAGUGAACAAAGCGGAGUAAAAUAAAGAGGUGAAAGGUUGAAAAGAAAACCGGCUGAACAGAUAGAUGAAUUGAUAUAAUAGAUACAACAGACAGAAACAUAACACAUCAGCAAAACAAAAAGCUCUUAACGCAAAAAAACAUGAGAUGAAAGAUGGGACAAAGAAUCGUAUAAAAUGCUCAAUCAGCUAUUUUUCAUCGCAGCGCGCCGGUGUGUUUUUGUUUGCUCUUGAAACACUGGGGACAUCCUUACACAUUUCUUCACCUGACACGUCGUCCAUCAUCACACAUCAUUUCAUCGCUGCUGGUUGACUAGAAUCGUUCGAUCGUUAGCGUCGGUAAAGCUAUUCUUAAGGUACGCGACAUUUGCGAGACACUAACUAUAGUGUAUGUAUAGCUGUAGCGCGCAUAUUUAGAGCAUAAAUGAAAGCGAUUGUAAUGAUAGAGAGAGGGAGAGAGCGAAGAGCUCCCGGCGCUCGUGUUGUCUGUAGAACUAUGCAUUAAAAAGAACGACACCUUGCAUGAACCCGUCGUCCCACGGGAGAGGCUCUUGUACAAGAAGGCGCCAGAUUUCCCAGCCCAAUCGAAGCUUCCUUCAUUUUCACCCUCCCAUCCAUCCUUACACCGACAUCUCCUACACACGCCCAUAGUUCGUAACCACUGUGCCAUGUGUGUGUUUACACGGGCCACCUCCAAAACACGUACAUCUCAAUGAUCUCAAGUGAAAUAAAUGAAAUACUUAGUUUCGACUGUCCUCUGAUUUAAAAAAAAAACAACUAAAAUAGUAAGCGAUUACUUUUUCGAAGGCGCAACGGAAGCGCAUAUCUGAAGCGCCUAAAAUGGAUACGAACAACCAUGAGAAAUUGGCCUAAAUGCCGUUUGCCCGCGUAAAGUAAAUCAAAACUAAUAAAAAAAAUGUACACCAUCAUGCCAUAAAAUAAGAGCACUCGAAGCGAAGGAGUGCCAGUAAAGGUGUUGCGAGCGUUCUGUGCGGCUUUGUUUCGUAAGCUUUAGUUUAGUAACACUGGGCGUCGUCAGUCAUCUCGAGGAUGAGAUCGUUUUAAUCAGUUUAACGUACUUUUUCCUACAAAACAAGAAGUAACAAUGAUGUACAGAAAUGGAAACAGUGCAAAACGAAACAAAACGUAAAAAAAGAGAAUCCAAUAAAGCAACAUAAUGUGAAAAUGAUGGUGCACAAUAUGUUGUGUAUAAACUACACAGCGACACGGAAACAAACAGAAAUAGUUAAAAGCCUCUCCCUACCCCCCCAAUUGUCAGCGAAUAAAUAUUUUUCGUCGUGGUAUUUAGGUUCUUGUGGCUCUUUCUUCCCACUUAAGUUGAAAAAGUGUGAAAAUAUCAUUGUAGUGUGUAAUCGAGCGAGCGUAUAUUACGGCGAAGGAAACAGAAGCAGGUGGAACAGAAAAGGAAAUAAUUCAUAUGUGCGCGCUCGUAUGUUAAGAACGGUAUGAAUAAAAUCAAUAAAAUAAAAGAAACAGAAAACUAA
Molecule: messenger RNA, 7424 nt
Organism: Anopheles arabiensis
Lineage: Eukaryota; Metazoa; Arthropoda; Insecta; Diptera; Culicidae
Gene: Mad
Product: protein mothers against dpp
Exons: 3
Coding region: 724-2232 (502 amino acids)
Biological process (GO): regulation of transcription by RNA polymerase II; cell differentiation; SMAD protein signal transduction
Cellular component (GO): heteromeric SMAD protein complex
Molecular function (GO): DNA-binding transcription factor activity, RNA polymerase II-specific; RNA polymerase II cis-regulatory region sequence-specific DNA binding; I-SMAD binding
Source: RefSeq, a predicted model, not a curated record